GAGUGCGGCUGCGCGCUCUCAGUUUCCGGCCGCGGGGGGAGGGGGAUGGAGGGGCUCUGGGUCCGAGCCGCUUGGCCGUGCGGCCUGGGCCAGCUGCGGGCCUCGGUCACCGACUGUGACUCGGACAGCGGAGAGGCCGGUGACUGUGUAGAACUUGUUACUUUGGAACGGCCUCAAACCAAUUCUGCGGAAACUCCAUGUAUACUCUAUCUACGGUUCUCUCCUCAACAACCUGCUGACAUAAUCUUUGUGGAGAUAUGGAGCGAAGCAAGAAUCAUGGAGGUUUACACAGGAGAGUACUGCGGAACAUGCCAUGGCCAAAAAGUCGACAACCUACAGUUAAAUGGUGACCAUGAACAAAUCCUCUUAUUUAAGAAGUAUUUUAAAUUGGAUAUUCCUAGUUCAUACUGCGAACUAAAGUUGCUGUCUUUAGGUGGAAAAGAGAAAGUACGAAUUGGUAAAAUAUUGCUGGGAGUAAAAGAUGCUUCAGUUGGGAUCUCAAGAGGCUUUUCUCCUUUUGGAAAAAGCAUCGACAUGGAACGAGUACAAACGAUGAUGGAUUCAAUGGGAGCAAAGUUGUCACCUGGAGCUCAGCAACUCUUUAACAUGGUCCAAUUCCAGCAGAAGAAUCAAGCAGCAAUAGGUGGACUAUUUCAGGGUAUGCUUAAAAAAAGUGAUGUAACAGAAGUUGGAAAAAUUGUGAAUUCACCGCAAAUGCUUAUCCCACAAUCUGAAGGUGAUGUGAUCUCUUCCCAUGUAUUCAGCAACACUAAUCCAAUUCCUACAUCAAAACUGGAAGGAACAAAGGAUCCUGAAGGAGUAACUGUAUUUAAUGUUGAAUCCAUACCAACAACAGAUGGCUCAGUCUUGUCCAUUGGAGCAAAUGAUAAAAAGAAAACUUCUAAUUCUGGAGAUAGCACAAAAGAAGUAGAUCAACAAAAAUUUGCGAGAGGAGAUUUGAAAGAGCUUGUGUCAACAUUUCUGUGCAAACAAAGUAAUGGAGAGCCAAAUGCCUUUAGUUCUGAAAUGCUGCCUUUCCUUCGGGACCUUUGUGGUCAGGUGAAUGAACUUCGUUUGGAAGAAGAGGCUAAAGUUACGAAAAAUACCACAGCAGCUGAGGACAGAACCAGUGACAGGCAUUACCAAGAGGCAUUAUGUUUAAAAUUAGAAAAACAUAUUGCUGAACACAUGGAAUCAGUAGAAAAGAGACUGAAGGAUUAUAUUGAUUGCCGAAUAACCAUGCUGCAAGCUGACCUUGAUGAAAAAUUUAUUUCGCUCACCAAACUGCUUGAAAACAUUGCUCUGAACAGAACUGUAACGAAAAACUAUGAAUGUGAUGCAUUUUUAACGAAUGGGGAGCUUUGACUGAUUUUUCUUCGCAUCUUUUGAACGAUUACUGUGAAACUGGUUUAGUUUCAAGAAACCCUGAAUGUUACACUUAGUGCAAGGGUGUCCAAACUAUGACCCUGGUCAUAUAGGUCGAAAGUUUGAGCCCAUUAAGUUUGUUAGUGAUAUGAUUCCUGGAGUAAUGCUCAUAUACAGCCAGUGUGCAUGGCCAAGUAACUCAGGCAGCUCUGCUGCAUUUGUUUGUUAUAACGUUUUAUUUCUAAGUUUUAUGGGUCAGUAGGUUUGGGGAUGGUCGCUUCUGAUUCUAUGGCCACAGUAAUGGAUGAGUGAUUUGUGAUGCUGGAAUGUGUCAGAAGUUUUACUGGCAAGAAAACCAUAUAUCUGGCUCUUGAACAUGUGGGGAAUGCACUGGAAUGGCCCAUACAAAAACUUGGACUUUUCCAAUAUAAUGAAUAUAUCACCAGAAAAUUGAAACGGAAACUAGAACAUAUAAUUUAUUUCCAUUCUAAUUUUUUUGAAAUUUGUGGCAUUUUUUUGGGCUUAAUGUGUUCUCUGUUUAAAAAGAACAAUUAUUUGGAGCAAAGAAAAUUUGCUAAAAUUAGAAAUUCUAUUGUGAUAAUGUAUUACUGACAUUAAAUAUUUUUGAUAUCCUAUCAAUUCUUGUUGCUAGAUCCUGGAAAGGUUAAUAUUAAGAAUAUAAAGGGUCCUGAAAUUUAUUUUUUUUUUCACAAGCUAACCUUGACCUUCAGAAUUCCAAUGUGUAUCCUGUUGGCAUUCAUACUAAGGUAGUAGUGAUGUAAAAUUACAGUUGCACAUUAAGUUCAGAUUUUUGCAGAAACCUGAAACUCCAAGACAAGUAUAAUUUAGUGUAUCUCCUCAAAAUGAUAAAUCGUUAAGCAUUAUUUGCUGUUUCACUACUCAAGUAUUCAUUUCGACUUAAGGAAGAUUUGUAAAUCACUGCCGUUGAUCACCAAUCUAAUAUUAUUCAUUCACUGACUGGAGGUGGGUGUUGCUGGCUAGGCCAACGUUUAUUUUGCAGCCCUAGUUGCUCAGAGGACAUUUUGUGAUUUAAUGCAUAUUGAACUUCAAAGACUAAUUUGCAUCUUGUUGGUAUUCAUACUAAAGUAUGAAAUUACCGUUGCACACUAGGUUGAUGAUUGUUACCUUCAGUGGACCUGCCACAAAGUGGUGCUGCAAUGUAUUACGAGCAAGAAAGGUAUCUGGGUUUCUUUUGAACAUGCUGCUUAAAACAGAAAACUUGCUUUCAACCUUUUCCCAAUAACUUAUCCAGCUGGCUUGCCCUUGAAUUGAACUUAGUUGAGUGCAUGAAUGGAAAAUUAUAAAGGAUACAUAGCAAGUAAUAUAUGAAUUAUACUAUCAACUGAGCAAUUACAAUUUAAUGGGAAAUUUAUCCAGAUAAAAUGUAAAGUGGGCAACUGAAAAGGUAGGUAUAUAUUACUGUAAAUUAUUAAAAGAUUUUCCAAAUAUUAAAAUGCUUUCUUCAAAGUUUGUUCAAUGUAUUGACUGUCCAAUUUCAGAUGGGAUUCCUUUCUUGUAAACUUUUUUGUGGUAAACUGUAUUUAGAAGAGUUUUUGCAACUGUAUUAAAAACAUUUCUUGCAGGUAUUGUAGACAUUUCGAAGUCUUAAAAACCAUGAUAUACUUAUGCGGGGUUCUGUCUGAAUUUAAGAUAUGUAAUUAAGUUUUUUGUGAAACUUAAAUUUUUGCAGUGUUCAGACAAACCGUUAUGAGUAAUUUCUGCAUUAUUUUGACUGCUUGCAGGCUGGAAUUAGCACAAAAAAAUAAAC
Hemiscyllium ocellatum (epaulette shark) is the source of this 3154-nucleotide messenger RNA. RefSeq names its product chromosome 22 C10orf88 homolog (gene c22h10orf88). Bases 46 to 1365 code for a protein of 439 amino acids. The transcript is spliced from 6 exons. Lineage: Eukaryota; Metazoa; Chordata; Chondrichthyes; Orectolobiformes; Hemiscylliidae. The record is from RefSeq and is a predicted model, not a curated record.